CAUACACAUUGAAAAUAGCAGAUUGCACAUUGUGUCAGAAAUAACAUCAUAAACAAUCCAUAGGGUUCUUGUGUAACAUUAGUGUAUCAGACCUGUGAAACCAGUUACUGUCAAGGAUUAGAGUUUGCAAAGGGGGAAAAAAAAGAACAAUUUCUUCCUUAGUACAGUGUGUCACGGACAACCUUUUAUCCGAUGCUAUUGUUCGGUCUCUCCUGGCUCUCGUUUCUUAGCAACGGCAAUAACGACACACACGAAAACAACAAACUCGCAGGGGGUUCUUGAAGGUAAAGACUAUCUUUAGGAAAGUGGCGUUCUUUGCUUGACUUUUAACAAAGUAAUCUGACUUUUUCAUUAGCUGCUUCAGGAACGGCUUCUAUUCCGGAUCCGAAAAAUGUCACGAAGCCAGCCGUCGGACUCCCGCGGGACAACGACAGAGAGGAGCUCUGGUCCGCUAAGUCACGUCUCGCUGUCCCCCGAAUGGAACAGGAUGGCGACGAGAGGCACGCCAAGGUUUGGAGCUCUGAGCCAUCACUCCUUUUUCUCCCGCCACAACCCUCACCCACACCGGGUGAGACAUAUUCAAGGACUCAACGGGCGGCCCGUGUGCAUGGUGAGGGACGACUGGUUUGUCUCCUCCUCGCUAUUUCCUCACCCGCUCCUUAAGGGUCACGUCCACAGACAGUCCAGCGUUCCCGCCUUGGCUUUUUUGCCGCAUCAAAACAUUUACGGGGUCAACGGCGGCAAAUCCGCGACGUUUUCAGAAGCUUGGAGAGAUGAACUCAAAGAGCUGGCGGCGAAAGUCAGUUUGCCUUCUCAGGCACACAAGGACAAGAAUGAGGCAAUGUCUGAGAAGGAACCAGUCCGCCGAAAGACCCAAUAUUCCGCAGAAACCGGGAGAAUCAUCCCUCCGAACUCCAUGUCUCACCACCGUAGAUCUCAAUCUCUGCGCCUGGACUCCCUGCAAGCUUUCCACGACCAAGAACUAACGGUGUUGGAGGUACUUUGCCAGAUCCUGCAGACUGAUUCCCUAUCGGCAGUCCAACAGUGGCUUCUGAUGGCAAGCCAGAGAGAGAAAGACCUGGUCAUGGGGAUGAUCAAAAAAGCACUGGACGGCGUUGACUUACCGGGUCGUCGGCAGCCAAGCUUGCAACAUCUUCAAGAGUUUCAUCCUGGCUCUUUGCCGCUCAUUGACGAGCCAACACGGAAAAAAACGCAAGGAUCCAGAUCACACGAAGCGAACAGAACAUCCAGCAAAGACAAGCCAGAGAUGAUAGGAGAUGCAGAAGUCCUUGAAAUCCACAGAGAAGACCAAUAAAAGACUGACAAGAGCUUACAAAGAUGAGCUUGCAAAUUUACAAUUUCUAUUCUUUUUGUCUGACUUAUACUCACUCACUUGUAGAAAAAUACAUCAAUAGUUGUACUUGAUCUCUGCAGAGAGUGGGAAAAACACUUCAUCUCUGCCCAUGACUGUAGACCUCACUCACAUUUGAAAAAAAAACCUGGCAUUAUGCACAAAACUAAAGUCUGGUGAGAUGUGUUGAUAUACACUACUGUUCAAAAGUUUGGGGUCACAUUGAAAUGUCCUUAUUUUUGAAGGAAAAGCACUGUACUUUUCAAUGAAGAUAACUUUAAACUAGUCUUAACUUUAAAGAAAUACACUCUAUACAUUGCUAAUGUGGUAAAUGACUAUUCUAGCUGCAAAUGUCUGGUUUUUGGUGCAAUAUCUACAUAGGUGUAUAGAGGCCCAUUUCCAGCAACUAUCACUCCAGUGUUCUAAUGGUACAAUGUGUUUGCUCAUUGGCUCAGAAGGCUAAUUGAUGAUUAGAAAACCCUUGUGCAAUCAUGUUCACACAUCUGAAAACAGUUUAGCUCGUUACAGAAGCUACAAAACUGACCUUCCUUUGAGCAGAUUGAGUUUCUGGAGCAUCACAUUUGUGGGGUCAAUUAAACGCUCAAAAUGGCCAGAAAAAGAGAACUUUCAUCUGAAACUCGACAGUCUAUUCUUGUUCUUACAAAUGAAGGCUAUUCCACAAAAUUGUUUGGGUGACCCCAAACUUUUGAACGGUAGUGUAUCAUACGAUGAUUGCUUCAAAGCCUAGUUUUAUUGACUUUAUUGGUUACAUUUUCCAAAAAGUGAUGCUCAAAAACAUUGAUGUUGUCUUCAAAAGCAUUUGAAAUGUUUCCAAUUUUUUAAGCGGACAGAAUUAAAAAUGUCACCAAGUUUGUGUAUUUUUAAUAGAACUGUCGAACGUUUUUGUAAAAAAAAAAAAAAAAUCACAGAUGAAUAACAGUAAAUUACUUGCUUGCAUAAUUCAACCCUCAAGGGACAAAGGCUGACUUUUUUGUCCUUUCAGUAAAUUCUUGCUGUAUUUUUGACAUCAUUUUUGUUGUGUUACUGCAUUAUGCACUAAUGUUCCCAAGAUCCUUGUUUUUUUUUAUGUUAUGUUUUUAAAAUGUCAAUAUCUGUGUCUCAGCUGUGGUCCGUAUGGGCUGCAGCAGUACUCAGUUGUAAUACACUUUUCCACCAUUUUUGGCAGUAAUGACAAUCUCAAACAAACAGAGUAAGUCUGGAGCCGCUGGAGUCAUAGAGAAGUUUCUUAAGUGCAAAAAUGAAGACUACUGUGGUGAAGUUGUACUUUCAUUUGCACGUACAUUUUAUGGACGGUUUAAGGUUUCCCCUAGACUGCCAAGAUACCUAUGACAGUGGGGGAGUGGUUAGGGGCGUGGUCACCAUGACGCCAUCGUACAAUGUGCUGAUGUUGAUUAUUUUUACACAUAUUUAAAAAAACAAUCUGUAGUGUUAAUUAGUAUAACAUAUGUUUUACAUUAUAUUGUUUGAUAAUUUUACUAUAUACUAUACCAGGGGUCACCAACCUUUUUGAAACCAAGAGCUACUUCUUGGGUAGUGAUUAAUGCGAAGGGCUACCAGUUUGAUACACACUUAAAUAAAUUGCCAGAAAUAGCCAAUUUGCUCAAUUUACCUUUAACUCUAUGUUAUUAUUAAUAAUUAUCAAUCAAUCAAUCAAUGUUUAUUUAUAUAGCCCUAAAUCACAAGUGUCUCAAAGGGCUGUACAAGCCACAACGACAUCCUCGGUACAGAGCCCACAUAAAUUAAUGAUAUUUACACUUAAUUGAACGGUUUAAAAGAGGAGAAAACACGAAAAAAAUGACAAUUAAAUUUUGAAACAUAGUUGAUCUUCAAUUUCGACUCUUUAAAAUUCAAAAUUCAAACAAAAAAAAGAAAAGAAACUAGCUGAUUCGAAUCUUUUUGAAAAAAUAAAAAAACAAUUUAUGGAACAUCAUUAGUAAUUUUUCCUGAUUAAGAUUAAUUUUAGAAUUUCGAUGACAUGUUUUAAAUAGGUUAAAAUCCAAUCUGCACUUUGUUAGAAUAUAUAACAAAUUGGACCAAGCUAUAUUUCUAACAAAGACAAAUCAUUAUUUCUUCUAGAUUU
Molecule: messenger RNA, 3452 nt
Organism: Entelurus aequoreus (snake pipefish)
Lineage: Eukaryota; Metazoa; Chordata; Actinopteri; Syngnathiformes; Syngnathidae
Gene: tbata
Product: thymus, brain and testes associated
Exons: 8
Coding region: 392-1315 (307 amino acids)
Source: RefSeq, a predicted model, not a curated record